Molecule: messenger RNA, 398 nt
Organism: Staurois parvus
Lineage: Eukaryota; Metazoa; Chordata; Amphibia; Anura; Ranidae
Source: the annotation of a GenBank genome assembly
CAGUGUCUGAUGACAAAUUUCCCCCACGAAUCAUUAUCACUUAAUUCUGCAAGUGGUUCUGAUUUACUAUCGCUGUUCUCUAGCCGGUCUAAAACCGAUUUUGACCUAAAGGGACGCUUUUUGGAUGCCAUGGACUUUUCUCAGUUUCCAGGCAGAAAGAACAGUCAAAAUGCAGACAGGGGACAGGACAAAGCACUCGGGACAAAAUGUAUGUGAAAUGCUUUGAUACAGCAAUGUUUUACUAUGUGAUUUUAGUGAAUUGAAUGUCACUUUUUGUCAUUUUCAAAUUGCCCGCCGUUCCGUCCCCCGUACGUCCCAACGCUCGCAGGGGACGGAACCCAGAUGACAGAUGCCGGCAUCCGCCGGAUUACAUUGCCGGGGACACUGCAGGAGGGACA